GGGUUCGGGUGCGGCUUCAGAUAUCGGGUAAAGUGCCCACCCCUAACCACACUCACCUACGAGGCCGAAUAAAUAAACUAAUAGUAUACAUUUAUUUUAUAAGUUUUACUUUUAUAUUAAGUUUUAAAAACUAUAUUGAAUAGUUUUGGUUUAAAGUUUUAUAAAGUAAAAAUUAUACUGUUAGUUAAAUAUAUAAAUAUUUUAAUAUUCAUUUAUUCACCCUAACCGCAAACGCCAGUGAAAACCAGAUAUGAUGAAGUUUAGAGCGGUUCGAGACGAUUUGUAGCGUUUUGUGUGAUUGUUGUAGAACAUCAAAAUCCCUACAAACCGCAAAAGCUACGUUUGUGGAUGGUAGCACAAAACUAGUCAUACCCUUAACAAAGUGAAAUGAGCUGUCUUUAUAGUUAUAUUUUAAGUUUUUAUAAUUUAAAUUAAGAUAGUUUAAUUGUUUAUAUAUUUAAAUUAGACCAAGUUAUCUACAAUUAAAAUUUUCUUAUAAGAUUUAUUUGUUUGCUGGGAAAUAGAUAUUAGAUUGUUCUAGGAUUAGUUUUCACUUAUAUACAUUAUAUGUAUAAUUUUUGGAAUUAAACUUUCAGAUUUUAACUGAAUAAAUUAAAAUAUCAGCAAUCAAUUAAAUUAAAACAAUUUAUGAAACUUCACAUAUAAAUGACAUGUAGGAAAAAAUAAUUUAAGUAAUAUUUUUAGUAGGAUAGAUACUAAUAUAUUAAGGGAUUUAUUGUUACACAUCUUUCUAUUUAUUUUUAUUUUUUAUCUUUCUAUAUAUUGUGAUUUCUUAUCCUUCUAUAUAUGGGGUCAAAAAAAAAUCCUUCUAUAUAUUGUUAUUUUUUUAUCUAUUUAUAUUAAGAAUGAAAUCAUGAUGAUAUACAGUUCCUCUAUUUACAAAGAGUGUUAUUUUAUCACAUUUCACACUAUUAAAAAAUUGCAAAAAACACUAAUCUCCAUUUUUAAUGUAUAAUUAAUAAAAUAAAAAUGAUGUAAAGUAGAAUUUUGUUGGUUAUUUAAAAGGACAAAAAUAUGUAAAUCCAUAUUUGAAAUGUAAAAUGACAUUUAAAAAAAACAAAAAAAAAGAAUAAUCAUAGAGUGACAUUUUUUUAUGAAACAUAAUGAGUAUAAUAGCAAUACGAGGAAAGUAGACUUGCUAAAAAUCAAAUUAAGGAAAAUUGUUCUCCAAAGAUUUCGAAGCAAGCAGUGCAAACUACCAUCACCACCUAGAGUCAACUUCCAUUGCUUUCCAAAUAACAACACUUAUCCGUCACUCUAUAAAUACUCUUUCUUCCUGUUAUCACUUCCUCACCACAGCAGAACAAGCCAUAUACAUACAUAUACAUAAUUCAAGACAAGGAAAACACAUUCAUACGUUUUUGUGUAAACUUGGAAUUCUUAUUUAUCGGAUCCAUAAUAGUCAAAAUGGUCUUGCGAGUGUCGUAUGUUUUGGUGGUUCUAACCAUUCUUUCCAUGGAUCAUAGGAUCUCUCAAGCCACAUCCCGUGUUGCCUUUCAGAAGCUAUCCAUUGCUGAUUACUUCGAACAAUGGAUGAUCCAGUUCUCUCGAGUUUACGUCAAUUCACUCGAGAAACAGAUGAGGCUGGAAGUGUUCGAGAAAAACUUGGAAUACAUUGAGAACUUCAAUACUAAGGAGAAUAAAAGCUACAAACUUGGUGUCGACGAGUUCACGGAUCAAACUGACGAGGAGUUCCUAGCCACCCACACCGGUCUCAGUGGCAUUAGUGCAAUUUCAUCAUCCGAAGUGGUUGAUGAAUCGAUGUCAUCUUGGAAAUGGAACGUCAGUAAUAUCAUUGGAUUCUAUGCCACGAGCAAAGACUGGAGAUUGGAAGGAGCUGUAACACCUGUCAAAAACCAAAGAAGUUGUUUUGGUUGUUGGGCGUUCUCGGCGAUUGCAGCGGUGGAAGGUCUGACAAAGAUUUCCCAAGGAAAGCUCGUAUCACUGUCCGAACAGCAACUUCUAGAUUGUGACAAAGCUAACCACGGUUGCAAGGGAGGAUUAAUGGACAAAGCUUUCAACUACAUAGCACAAAAAGGAAUUACUGGAGAUGACGAUUACCCUUUCCUAGAGGAAGAUGGGAUUUGCCAGUUCGAGGAUGAACCCGUCAUUAAGAUCAGAGGUUACCAAUGCGUUCCACGCAACAACGAGCUUGCUUUGCGCGAGGCAGUAUCGAGACAGCCCGUCUCCGUUGGAGUGGCUUGGCAUUUGGACAGUAUCAUCCAUUACUCAAGCGGAGUGUACGAUGAGCCUUACUGUGGUAUCAACAUGAACCAUGCGGUGACUAUUGUAGGGUACGGGACGAGCCCUGAAGGGAAAGAUUAUUGGCUGGCUAAGAACUCUUGGGGUGCGAGUUGGGGAGAGAAUGGUUACGUUAGACUCCGUAGAGAUGUGGAGUGGCGUGAAGGCAUGUGUGGUCUGGCUCAGUAUGCUUGUUAUCCGGUUGUUUGACUAGCUUGUUCGAUGAUAUGAUAAACUGAAAUGAUCAAACAUUAUGUAGUUUGGUCUAUUUUAUGAUUUAUUUAAAUGUGGUCUUAAACUAUAUCGCAAAUUACGGUUGACCAUAAGCUUUAUAAUGCUCAUAUUAUUGCUCAAUAUAAUAAAAGCAACAAUUAGUUGUCACCCCAUCCCUUCGAAAUGUAUUUUGAAAAUUUUCUAUACAUACUUUU
This is a messenger RNA of Brassica napus (rape), 2690 nucleotides long. RefSeq names its product ervatamin-B-like. The transcript has 2 exons. Bases 1429 to 2472 code for a protein of 347 amino acids. Gene Ontology annotation, molecular function: cysteine-type endopeptidase activity. The record is from RefSeq and is a predicted model, not a curated record. Gene Ontology annotation, cellular component: lysosome. Lineage: Eukaryota; Viridiplantae; Streptophyta; Magnoliopsida; Brassicales; Brassicaceae.